UCCAAAAUCUUACAUUUAAUCUUCUUCUUCUUCUUCUAACUCAUUAUGUUGUGAUUAGGAAAGGGGAAGAAUACUGAUGAAGCUUGCGGAUUUGAUUGAUGAACAUACAGAGGAACUGGCGAGUCUGGAGUCAUUAGAUUCCGGAAAACUUUUUCAUCUUAAUAAGAUGCUGGAUAUUCCGAGUACCGCUGACUCAAUUCGUUAUUAUGCUGGAGCAGCAGACAAGAUUCAUGGCGAGACGUCAAAGUGUUCUCGAGAGUUUCAUGGAUAUACGUUGAAGGAGCCUGUAGGUGUGGUUGGGCUCAUCAUACCUUGGAAUUUUCCUUCUAUUAUGUUCUUCGCUAAGGCUGCGCCGGCUUUGGCGGCUGGCUGCACUGUGAUUGUCAAGCCCGCCGAGCAGACGCCGCUCACCGCUCUCUAUUAUGCGAAAUUGGCAAAGGAG
Messenger RNA from Phalaenopsis equestris, 442 nucleotides. RefSeq names its product aldehyde dehydrogenase family 2 member C4-like. The annotation marks the transcript as partial. The transcript has a single exon. The record is from RefSeq and is a predicted model, not a curated record. Gene Ontology annotation, molecular function: aldehyde dehydrogenase (NAD+) activity. Lineage: Eukaryota; Viridiplantae; Streptophyta; Magnoliopsida; Asparagales; Orchidaceae.